Molecule: messenger RNA, 1609 nt
Organism: Hemicordylus capensis (graceful crag lizard)
Lineage: Eukaryota; Metazoa; Chordata; Lepidosauria; Squamata; Cordylidae
Gene: LAPTM4A
Product: lysosomal protein transmembrane 4 alpha
Exons: 7
Coding region: 207-896 (229 amino acids)
Cellular component (GO): lysosomal membrane
Source: RefSeq, a predicted model, not a curated record
GAUUGGCCCGUUUGGCUGCCAAUUGCCCGCCCCCAAAUCAGAUAGGAAAUAUUUUGCUUUGCCAUCCGCGGUCUGAUUGGCUAAGAGCUGCUUGAGGACGUGCGCGGCGCUGAGGCCCUCGCGUUAUCUGUAGAGUGCGAGGCAGACAGAAGGAAGGAACGUUCAGUUUGGCAAAGAGAAGAAGCGGCGCCAUAGUCGGCACUGCGAUGACGUUCAAGCGGGGUCGAGACCGUUUCUACAGCACCCGCUGCUGCGGCUGCUGUCAUGUUCGGACUGGUACCAUCAUCCUAGGCACCUGGUAUAUGGUGGUGAAUCUACUGAUGGGCAUUUUGCUGACAGUUGAAGUGACUCACCCUAACACUGUGCCAACAGCGGACAUCCAAUAUGAAGUCAUCGGUAACUACUAUACUUCUGAGAGGGUGGCUGAAAAUGCAUGUGUUCUCUUUGCCAUCUCCCUACUCAUGUUCACAAUCAGUGCUAUGAUGGUGUAUGGAGCAAUUGCUCAUCGAGUAGGGUGGCUGAUUCCAUUCUUCUGUUACCAGCUUUUUGACUUUGUCCUCACUUGUCUGGUGGCUAUAAGUUCUCUGACAUACUUACCAAGAAUAAAAGACUACCUGGAUCAGCUGCCAGAGUUCCCGUACAAAGAUGAUCUACUUUCCCUCGAUUCAAGCUGUCUUCUGUUCAUUGUUCUGGUGGUGUUUGCCUUGGUCAUCAUUCUAAAGGCCUAUCUAAUUAACUGUGUAUGGAACUGCUAUAAAUACAUUAGUAACAGAAACUUGCCUGAGAUAGCAGUAUAUCCUGCAUUUGAAGCUCCUCCACAGUAUGUUCUGCCAACUUAUGAAAUGGCAAUGAAGAUGCCUGAGAAAGAACCUCCACCUCCUUACAUACCUGCCUGAAGCAACAGAAAUAGUUGAAACACUUGUACCAGCUUCUUUUUUAUACUGCUUAAAUAAAUAUUCAGGGCUUUAGGAGCAACACUAUAUGGUUGAGAGGCAUUUGAUGUAAUCUUACUAAACAAAAAUCCAUACAGGAAUGAUUUAAUUUUUUUUUUGGUGGUCUUUUUAGUAGCUUUAACUUUAUUGGUCUCCUUAAUCCUCUUAAACAAUUAUUGCCUUAGGGCUUAAUUCUGCAAGUACCUCUAUAUCUGUAUAUAACUUUAUUCAUAUGCAUUUCUGUUGACUUCAUUUAACUUGGAUAAGUAAGAUUAGUUUUGGAUGUUUUUAUUCACAAGAUGAGGCUCUUGGCAAGUACAGAUUAGUUCCGAAGGACAAUCUAAUCAGAAAGCAGGAUUAGUUUUUUGUUUUGUUUUUAACCUCAUUCUGGGGGUGUAGGGCAAGGAGUUCAAGUGUGGUAUACAACUACUUAUAUGUAUUUACUUUGCACUUUUUCUUUUAUCUUACCUUACUGUGUUAUCCAAUGCCUUGAAACAAUAUUUUCAGGAAGCCUGAAGUUGGCACUACAGUUUGAAGUUUUUACUAUAUGCUGUGAAUGCAGGAGAAAUGUACACAGAAAUUACAUUGUGUCAGAUGUCAGUUGCAUGCUUCUACUCUGUAUGUAUUUUCAUCUUUGUUAUAAAUGAUGCUUUAAUAAAUCUUGUUUAAAAAAAGAA